Camellia sinensis is the source of this 1201-nucleotide messenger RNA. NCBI's taxonomy places the organism in Eukaryota, Viridiplantae, Streptophyta, Magnoliopsida, Ericales, Theaceae. The record is from RefSeq and is a predicted model, not a curated record.
GUGAAACAUAAAAUCUGUCUUCUUUUCUAGUUAAAUAAAAAUGAAGAUACAACAGUGUUUUUUGCAGCUUUGACUUUCCAUUAUUAUCUUAGUGUUCAUUUCAUCUUGUUUAAUAGUCAAUCAGCUAUUUUUUUUUUUUAUUUCCCUAGUAUCACAUAAUUUGCUUAAUGUUGUUUUUUCUAGAAAACAUGGCAAAGGUUAAGAAACGUAGGCAUGAUUCAUGAUACGAUUCCUCAUCCCAACGAUGGAGUUAAUCAUCCCGUGCAUGUCAAGGUAGCCCGAAGAUGCUUGCAGUCUAAGAAAGAUGCUUCAUCCUUUGGAUGGUUGUAUUAUGGGUCCCAUAACUUCAGUGCCACUGCUUGGGGACGUCCAAUUUCUAAUUCACGUAGGACAAAGGCGGUUGGAGCUGUGAAGACAAAUUCUGUAUUGGGUUCAAAACUUCACGUCUGCAACUACGAGCUUGGUAUCGUUUUCAUUGUUCCACUAUCAGAUGCAAACAGUAGUGCCAACCAUAAGAGUCCAAGUUUGGAUGAUAUUAUAUUGCCAUUUGUCGUGCCUACCCCGAAAUAUAGACCCAGUGACACACCAGCAACAAAACAGGCUAUGAGAGAAGCAUUGGCUGAACGCUCGAGAGAGAUAUCUCUGGAAGCAGUUGCAUUUGAAGAAUUGAUGGAAGAAGAAGAGAUAGCAGAUGAAGAAGAGAAAGUGUUGGACGCAACUGAUUAUGUCGCAAAGGAGCAGGAAGAUCAGAAAGCUUAUGCUGAUAUAUUAUGGAGCCAAAGUUGAUUCAUCUGAGCUUCUAAUUAAAUUGCUUGUGGAGAGGAAAGUAAUAAAUGGCUUGAAAUGUUCAUGUAUGUGCUUCCUCCAGAGCUGUCAUAGAGAAAUAUAAAAUCUGAAGAGAAUGUUGUACCCUCUAGUUGUACAUUAGAUUGAAGGGAAUUGAUGUAUACACUUGUUUUAGGAUUGUAGCAUUUUAAGAUGUGAUGCUGUGGGGGUUUGAAGGGUUGCUGUGCCAAAGGACUAUUCUUUUCAUUAGUUUAUGAUUGUAUUGGGGGUUGAGUAGGUCUUUAGAUUUCCAUUGUUUAUAUAUACUAGUGGCAUGAACAAAAAUAAAGGAUGAAUGAGAUUGCAAGAAAGUGUUGAUCUGUCUUCAUUUUCAAGCUUGCCUUCAAUUUUUAUGAGCAGUGGGCUUUGAGAUUCC